Capsicum annuum is the source of this 974-nucleotide messenger RNA. Its product is annotated as protein OXIDATIVE STRESS 3 LIKE 2. Lineage: Eukaryota; Viridiplantae; Streptophyta; Magnoliopsida; Solanales; Solanaceae. Bases 112 to 732 code for a protein of 206 amino acids. The record is from RefSeq and is a predicted model, not a curated record. The transcript is spliced from 2 exons.
UUCCAAAAAUUCACUAACAAUCCCAUGUCUUGUUUUGCAUGUGCCUAUAUAUAAAAAAGAAGAUAAGACCAAAGUUUUUGCUAUAUCUCACACAUUGUUAUUUGUUAUUUUAUGAAAUCUUGUUUGUUCAAUUUCAAGAAAUUUGGUCACAUGGAGAAGAUUACUAAUCAAGAUCAGCAUGAAUUAUGGAUGAUAGAUGAAGGCAAUGAAUUAGAUCAAAAUGGUGAGAUAUGUGAUAAUAAUAUGAUUAGCCAUUCAUCUUCAUCAUCAGUUACAUCAUCUAUUGGUGAAGGAUCUUCAUCCAUCUCUAAUGGAUCUUGUUCAUCUUCACUAGACACAACAGAUGAUGCAUCUUCAUCACCCUCUUCUUGUUCACCUAAUUCUGAUGGAGCUUUGUAUGACUUAUCAUCCCUCAUGUCACAAUUACCCAUUAAGAGGGGACUAUCAAAGUUUUAUCAAGGCAAAUCACAGUCUUUUACAUCUUUAUCAAGAGUGACAAGUUUAGAAGAUCUUGCUAAAAAGGAAUCACCUUAUAAAAGGAGAAUGAAGUCUUGCAAGAGCUAUGGUGGUGGAUUGGAUUCGUACAAAUCGUAUACUCUUCCCAAGGCAACUAUAUUGAAGAAAGCCUCAAAGAGUUCAUCAUUUUCAGCAUCUUUUACUAAUGGAAAGGCAAGUUUUAUCAGCAGGAGCAGACCCCCUCUAGUUCCUGUGCUUGAACAACAUAGGAUCUAGUGUACUAGAGAGAGGAGCAGACCCCCUCUAGUUCCUGUGCUUGAACAACAUAGGAUCUAGUGUACUAGAGAGUAAAUAAGGAGAGGGUAGUAUUUAUUCAAAGAAUGAAAGAGAGAUCUAGAGAGUUAAGAGAGUUGUGUAUACUUCAAUUUUGGAUAUGGAUAUGUUAUUGCAGGAGUAUAUAUUGUUUGCCCUUGCAAGUUCAAUGGAAACUGAAAAAAAAAAAAAAAAGUGAUGAUAAA